AUGGCCGACUUCUACCCCGAGGCGCGGAAGCGCUUCCCCGCACUCCAGUCCACCGACCAAGUCUUCCUCGACAACGCCGGCGGCAGCCAGACCCUCGACACCGUCAUCGACUCGAUCCGCGACUACCUCUGCCACCAGAACGUGCAGCUCGGCGCCACCUACGCCGCCGGCCGGCGCGCGACCGCCACGCACGCCCGCGCCCUCGCCGACGCCGCCGCCUUUUUGCAGGGCGCCACCGACGACGAGGUCGUCUUCGGCGCCUCCGCCACGCAGCUCCUGCGCACGCUCUCCUGGACGCUGCGCUUCCGCCCCGGCGACGAGGUCGUCGUCUCCGCCAUCGACCACGAGGCCAACGUCGCGCCCUGGGUCGACCUCGCCGAGCGCCAGGGCCUCGAGCUCCGCUGGUGGCGACCCCGCGACGCGCUCGACCCGGAGCUGCACGCGCUCGACCUCGCGCCGCUGCUGACGCCGCGCACCCGCCUCGUCUGCUGCACCCACGCGAGCAACGUGCUCGGCACCGUGACGGACGUGCGCGCCGUCGCGGACCUGGCGCACGGGGUGGGCGCGCUGCUGUGCGUGGACGGCGUCACGUUCGCGCCGCACCGCCUGGUCGACGUGCGCGCGCUCGGCGUCGACUUUUACGUCUUCUCGUGGUACAAGGUGUACGGGCCGCACCUGGCCACGCUCUACGCGAGCUGGGCCGCGCAGACGCGCAUGCGCUCGCUCGGACACCUGUUCAACGCGCACACCACGCUCGCCGACAAGAUGGGGCUGGCGGCGGGGAGCUAUGAGCUGUGCCACGGCGUCUCCGCCGUCGUCUCGUACCUCGGCGGUCGCGAGUACGGAUCCUGGAGCGCCAUGGAGGAGCACGAGGAGGCCCUCACCGAGACCCUGCUGGCGUACCUCCGCCAGGUCCCCGGCAUCACAAUCUACGGCAAGCGUGUCAUGCAGGAGUCCCGCCUGCCCAUUGUCAGCUUCACGGUGGAUGGAUGGAGCUCGCAGGAACUGGUCGAGGCCAUCGAGGCCCGCUCCAACUAUGGCCUGCGCUGGGGUGCCUUCUACUCGAACAGGCUGGUCCGCGAGACGCUGAUGCUCAAGAAGGACGGUGUGGUGCGGGUAAGCUUGGCACAUUAUAAUACAAUGGAAGAGGUGCUUGGCCUCAUAAAGGUCCUCAAGGAGGUGCUUUCGUUAUCGAGCGAGUGA
Messenger RNA from Cordyceps fumosorosea ARSEF 2679, 1203 nucleotides. RefSeq names its product Pyridoxal phosphate-dependent transferase, major domain protein. The record is from RefSeq and is a predicted model, not a curated record. The transcript is spliced from 2 exons. Bases 1 to 1203 code for a protein of 400 amino acids. NCBI's taxonomy places the organism in Eukaryota, Fungi, Ascomycota, Sordariomycetes, Hypocreales, Cordycipitaceae.